This is a messenger RNA of Micromonas commoda, 1509 nucleotides long. Its product is annotated as major facilitator superfamily. The transcript has a single exon. The record is from RefSeq and is a predicted model, not a curated record. Gene Ontology annotation, cellular component: membrane. Gene Ontology annotation, biological process: transmembrane transport. Gene Ontology annotation, molecular function: transmembrane transporter activity. Bases 1 to 1509 code for a protein of 502 amino acids. NCBI's taxonomy places the organism in Eukaryota, Viridiplantae, Chlorophyta, Mamiellophyceae, Mamiellales, Mamiellaceae.
AUGUCGGGCGGGAUGGCGGCGUCCGGGAGGUACGUCGCGUCUCGUGCGGCGCGGCGCGGGGCGAACGGGGGGUUCGCGGGUGGGGUGCCCUGGAGGGUGCCGAUCGUUCGUGCUCGGGCCAAGAGGGCAUUUUUCGCCCCCGUGGCGGCAUCAUCCGCGCGUUCCCGUCGCGGGCGCGUCUUGGACGUCGCGACCCGCGCGGUCGAGCCCGAGGCGGUCACCGUGGACGACGACGAUCUCCUCUUCGGCCUGCCCAAGCGGGACGUCGGAGAGCCCCUCGCCAUCCUGCUCGCGUCGCAGUUCGUCCUCUUCAUCGGCGUCGGCGCGCUGUUGCCCGCGCUGCCCCUGUACGCUCAGAACAUCGGCCUCUCCGGCAGCGCCAACGGCAUCGUGCUCUCCGCCCCGGCGCUCGCCAUGCUCCUCCUCAACCUCCCCGCGGGGAAGCUCGUGGACUCGUGGGGCCGGAAGCAGAUGAUGAUGGCGGGCAUGGCGGUCAUCGCGCUCUCGGACCUCGCCACGAGCCAGUGCAGAACCGUCGCCGCGCUCAUUCCCGCGAGGCUCGCGCUCGGCGCCGGACGCGCCGCGGCGGAGAACGGCGACAGGGCGUACCUCGCGGACCUCACCGACCGGUUCCCGUCCGCGCGGGGCACGAUGAGCGGGUCGCAGCAGGCGAUCCAGGCCUUGGGCCUCGUCAUCGGGCCCCUCAUCGGAGGGAGAGCCGUCGAGGCUUUCGGCGCGCCCACGGUGUUUUUGCUCAUCUCCGGCGCCGCAUUCGCGUGCACGGGCGGGUACUCGCUGCUCCCCGACAUCAACGUCGCCGCGGAACGCGAGGAGGAACGCAUCGCGCUGUCGAUGGACAUGAGCGCGGAGGAGGAGGAGGAGAUGGAACGCGAGCUGGAGGCGAUCAAGGCGAAAAGCGACUGGCGCGUCCUCCUCGCAUCCGACAGGCAGCGGGUCAUCACCGCCGCCGCCGCGGCGAACGCGCUCGGCUUCGUCGCCAAGCUCACGUGCAUCCCGUGGUUCGCGACGCAGGCGCUGGACGCCACCCCGGCGCAGGUGGGCGAGCUGUUCAGCGUCACGGCGCUUCUCGGGAUGGUGUCGGCGCCGUUGUCCGGGAUCAUCGCGGAUAAGAUCGGGCUCAAGGCUGUCGUGGUGGCGAGUUUGGGUAUGUGCGCGGCUGGCCUCGUCGUGGCGCAGGAUUCCUCGAAUUUCCACGAGCUGCAGCUGUGCAUCGGGCUGUGGGGCAUGGGCACCGCGGCGGCGGGCCCGGCGGUGAACGCGCUGGCGCAGGAGAGCGCGCCCAGGGGCGGCGAGGGCGAGGCGUUGACGCUGCCAAAGACUGCCGGCGAUGCGGUGUUUCUCGUCGGGCCGGUGUUCCUCGGCGGGUUCGAUGAUUUCCUUGGCAGCGCGGGGGCGUCGUUGGACAUCGUGGCGGGUGCGGCGGCGGCGGCGGCGGCGUACGCGCUGGUGUCCCUGAAGCCCGUGGGCGAGGAGGACGGGGACGAGUGA